AUGUCCGCCGCUCUGUCGCUGAACCUGCAGGACGCCAGCUGCAUCAAGGCCAACGUCGAGGGCGUGCAGCGCAAGACCAAGAUCUUCUGCACGCUGGGCCCCGCUUGCUGGUCCGAGGAGGGUCUGCUGAGCCUCAUCGACGCGGGCAUGAACGUGGCCCGCUUCAACUUCUCGCACGGUGACCACGCCAGCCACGCGGCCUGCCUUGCCCGUCUCCGUGCCGCGGUGGCCAAGCGCCCCAACAAGAACGUGGCCAUCAUGCUGGACACCAAGGGCCCCGAGAUCCGUACGGGUUUCCUUGCCAACAAAGACAAGGUGACGAUCCAGAAGGACUCGCUCAUUGAGCUGACCACGGACUACGAGUUCCUCGGCGACGAGACCAAGAUCGCGUGCUCGUACCCGCAGCUGCCUCAGUCCGUGAAGGUCGGCGGCUCGGUGCUGGUGGCCGACGGCUCGCUGGUGCUCACGGUCGAGGAGAUCAAGGAGGAUGGCAUCAUUGCUCGCGCGAAGAACACUGCCACCCUGGGCGAGCGUAAGAACAUGAACCUGCCCGGCUGCAAGGUGCUUCUGCCCACCCUGACGGAGAAGGACGAGGACGACCUGGUGAACUUCGGCCUGGUGCACGGCAUUGACUACGUCGCCGCUUCGUUCGUGCGCACGGGCCAGGACGUUGACAACAUCCGCAAGGUGCUUGGCCCCCGCGGCCGCGGCAUCAAGAUCAUUUCCAAGAUCGAGUCGCACGAGGGCAUGGAGAACUUCGACGAGAUCCUGGCCAAGACGGACGGCAUCAUGGUUGCCCGUGGCGACCUGGGCAUGGAGAUCCCGCCAGAGACGGUGUUCCUGGCCCAGAAAAUGAUGAUCCGCAAGGCGAACCUGGCCGGCAAGCCGGUUGUGACGGCCACGCAGAUGCUGGAGUCGAUGAUCAAGGCUCCUCGCCCGACCCGUGCCGAGUGCACGGAUGUGGCCAACGCCGUGCUUGACGGCACGGACGCUGUGAUGCUCUCGGGCGAGAGCGCCAACGGCGACUACCCGACGCAGGCUGUGGAGGUGAUGGCCGCGACGUGCCUGCAGGCCGAGACCGCCAUCCACUACAACGACGUGUACCAGUCGCUGCGCAACGCCGUGCUGGAGGUGAACGGCCCGAUGCAGACGGCGGAGGCCGUGGCGUCGUCGGCCGUGAAGACGGCCAUCGACAUCAACGCGAAGAUGCUGGUGGUGCUGACGGAGACGGGCAACACGGCCCGCCUUGUUGCUAAGUACCGCCCGCAGAUGCCGGUGCUGGUGCUGACGGCUCUGGAGCAGACGGCUCGCCAAACCGAGGGCUUCGUCAAGGGCAUUGUGUCCCGCUGCGUGGGCUCGAUGAUCGGCACGGACUCGAUCCUGUACCGCGCCACGGAGACGGGCAAGGAGCUCGGCUGGCUGAAGAAGGGCGACGCCGUCGUCGCGGUGCACGGUAUCCAGGAGGCCAAGUCUGGCUCGACGAACCUGCUGAAGGUGCUGUACGUCGAGUGAAUUUAGUGGCUGUGUAUUACCGUUACGGUGCAUGAAUAAAGAGAACAUCGUUAACCUAUU
This is a messenger RNA of Phytophthora sojae, 1572 nucleotides long. RefSeq lists its product as hypothetical. Gene Ontology annotation, molecular function: pyruvate kinase activity; magnesium ion binding; potassium ion binding. The transcript has a single exon. Gene Ontology annotation, biological process: glycolytic process. The record is from RefSeq and is a predicted model, not a curated record. Gene Ontology annotation, cellular component: cytoplasm. NCBI's taxonomy places the organism in Eukaryota, Oomycota, Peronosporomycetes, Peronosporales, Peronosporaceae. Bases 1 to 1512 code for a protein of 503 amino acids.